AGUCUUUUGUAUGAUUUUGGGUCUUAUUCGCCGCGAUUUCGCCAUCACCCAACUUUUCAUUGUCUUCUCCCCGCUUUCACAAACCACGCGCGCAAUGUCAACUGCAUCAACCACCAACGCGAACGCCACCGCGACCACCGCGACCAGCACCACCAGCAAGGCGCACACGGCGCUGGCCGAGGUCGACCAGAUUGGCGCGUUCAAGCGCACGGCGUCCUCCUUCCGACGCAGCAUCACCGCGGACGGCUCUGGGCCCGAUGGGCUCAAGGCGGAGGCUGGACGCUACCACUUGUACGGGUCUGCGGCGUGCCCGUGGAACCACCGCACGCUGAUUGUGCGCGCGCUCAAGGGACUCGAGGGAGUGGUCGGCUACACCAACUCAAACCCAGUGUGGCAGCGCACAAGCACCACCGACAACCACCGUGGCUGGGUCUUCUCGGACAAGGUCGAGCACCCAUUCGCAGACAGUCCCGCGGAGGACAACCGCCACGACGACAAGUGCGACUCGGAUCCGUUCAACGGCGCCAAAUCCAUCCGCGACUUGUACCUGCUCUCAGAUCCCAAGUAUGCGGGCAAGUUCACGGUGCCGGUGCUCUGGGACACAAAGACAAAGACCGUGGUCAACAACGAGUCGUCCGAAAUCUGCCGCAUGCUCAACAGCGAGUUUAACGCGUUCGCCAAGUACCCCGAGAUUGACUUGUACCCGGCCAAGCUGCGCGACGAGAUUAACAGCGUCAACGAGUGGGUCUACGACAAGAUCAACGACGGCGUGUACAAGGCGGGAUUUGCCCAACGCCAGGGCGCAUACACUGUUGCCGUCAACAACUUGUUCGAAGCGCUCGAGCGGGUCGAGGGCAUUCUGGCAAAGUCGCGCUUCCUGGUUGGCGAUCGUGUGACCGAGGCCGACGUUCGCUUGGUCACGACGCUCUUCCGCUUUGAUCCAGUGUACACAAUCUACUUUAAGUGCAGCAAGAAGCAGCUGCGCGAGUUCCCCAACCUGUACAACUACUGCCGCGACAUGUACCAGCUCCACGGUGUUGGCGCGACCGUCAAUGAGACGCACAUCAAGAACCACUACUACUGCAGCCACCCCACGCUCAACCCCUACCGCAUUGUGCCCGAGACCUUCCCCCAGGACUGGAACUUGCCCCACAACCGCGCCUUGCUCAGCGCCAAGGGUCCCCUUCGUGCUAGCAGCGACGAAUGAUUUGUUGCUGUGCCUCGUAGUUGCGAGAUGCGAUCGGGAGUAUGUUUUUUUUUUUUGUAUUUCUGUAGAAUGGAAACAGAGCACUCAAGGUGUAACCAAAAGUGCGUGCAAACGUCAAAAAUAAAAGCGAUAGAAGCAAAA
Capsaspora owczarzaki ATCC 30864 is the source of this 1348-nucleotide messenger RNA. RefSeq names its product glutathione S-transferase. The transcript has a single exon. Bases 11 to 1207 code for a protein of 398 amino acids. Gene Ontology annotation, molecular function: glutathione transferase activity. Gene Ontology annotation, cellular component: cytoplasm. The record is from RefSeq and is a predicted model, not a curated record. Lineage: Eukaryota; Filasterea; Ministeriida; Capsasporidae.